Molecule: messenger RNA, 2082 nt
Organism: Knipowitschia caucasica
Lineage: Eukaryota; Metazoa; Chordata; Actinopteri; Gobiiformes; Gobiidae
Source: the annotation of a GenBank genome assembly
AUGUGCUCUACAAACCACACAAACUGGGUGACUUUUGAAGAUGACACUGCACCAUUCUCCUCGCCACAGAAGCCUCAGACACCAGGCCUCCUCAUUGCUUCAGUUCCGCGUCCUAAUGGACUCAAACUACGACUUCCUCCUGUCAGAGACACAUCCUGGAGCUUUCACAGCUCGCUGGACUCUCCUCAGUCCAGCCUCAGCAGCUCUUUUGCACCGUGUAUCACUCCUCUUUGCACUCCAGUGAGCGGGCUUCCCAACAGUUUGUCCCCGUUUCACUCCAGCUCAUGGGAAAGCAAGGACGUAUUUUCCUUCAGUCCAUCCACUGCCUUGGUGUCCUCCCCGAGUUCUGAGGCUCAGAGUUCAGCUGGGUCAAAUCCUUUCCCCUCUUACCAGGGAAACUCAGGACACUAUAACCCAUUUUGGCAUGCGUCCCGACACAGCGCAGAUGUGGACAGCUCCUCUUCAGACUCGGACACAGACAAUACUCUCCCACGUUUUUUUAUCAGGACCAAAGAUGGCAGCGAGCCCCCACGGGACCACCUGCAGAACUCUCUCUCCUACGUCUGUCACAAACUAGAAGGCCUGAAGGCAAAGGCCGACCAAGACGAGGAGCGGGGAAAUGGGGAGCGGCGAUUGAGCUGCAGAGAUGAAGUUGUAACGGACGGUUCAUCUACGUUUGUCCCUCGAGGUUUGUUUCGGAGCCAGAAGAGAGAUGGUUGGUCUGUAAUGCUCAGGAUACCAGAGAAGAAGAACCGCAUGUCUUCGCGGCAGUGGGGGCCCAUCUAUAUGAAACUGCUGCCCGGAGCCGUGCUGCAGAUGUACUAUGAAAAAGGACUGGAGAAACCCUACAAAGAGUUCCAGCUCCUCCCUCAGUGCCGGCUGUCGGAGCUCAAGUUAGAAAGCUACGGAGAACCUCGUAAAGUGCUGACAGUGAAGGUGGAGCAUUUCUCGUACACAGAGAAGAAGCGCUUUCAUCCCAAACAGGAGGUCAGCCAUGAGGCCGAGGUGGAGCAGCUGCUCAAAUUGGGGUCCACCUCACAUGACGACAUGGAGGACCUGGUGGUCUCUAUGGAGGAAGAGAUUUUCCAGCUCAGUCCGGCCCACCAGCCCAGGAGGCACUACGAGGAGCAGGAGCUGUCCCUGCAGAUUACAGACCACAUCUGGAUACAACUGGACAAGUCUGGAGAGGUCAUGGAAAGAGCAGCUUUCUCUCAGAUCCACUGCCUUGCUUUUCUGAACGGAUUAUCAGAAUGUUUUCUGGCUCUGAACGACCUGGUGUUGCAGCAGCAUAACCCCAGCUACGAAUCAGAUGAGGCUAGUGAAAUCUGGAUGGAGAUUGCUGACUGUCAUUUUCAUAAAUGUGUGAAUGAGACAGAAUUUCACAUGUCCCGAUUGAUUAAAUUCAGCCCUCCUGAUGCAUGCAGAGUGGAGCUGAUGCGAUUUAAGACCAUGGCUCUGGGCUGCACUGAAGCGCCUUUCUCUGUGAAGGCUGUAGUUACGGUGCAGGGGGCCUAUGUGGAGCUGCAGGCCUUUCUCAACAUGUCCCCAGCCUUCCUGAGGUCAGACAGCUUCCCCCUGUGUGAGAACGUGCUGAUCCGGGUCCCAGUGCCUGGAGACUGGGUCAAAGUCUCCCAGACUGUGGCCUUACUGAGGCAGAGGUCCCUAAAGGCCCGCAUGAACAGAAACACCUGUUUAGCUGCAGGGACGACAAACUCUCAGCCUGUCAUGCAGGUGUCCAUUGGAACCGUCAAAUAUGAGAAUGUAUAUUCUGCAGUUGUCUGGAGGAUCGACAGACUACCAGCUAAAAAUACAGCAGUGGACCAACCACACUCAUUCUCCUGUAAGCUGGAGCUGGGCUCUGAUCAGGAGAUCCCUAAUGACUGGUACCCUUUUGUCUCCAUGGAAUGUGAAAUUAUGGGGGCCGUAGUGUCUCAGACCAGGGUCAAAUCUCUGGGCACUGCCAACGACAUCCAGCCUCAGAAACACAUCACCAGCUGGACUCGCUACCACGUCCAAGUGGAGGUGGAGAGGAAGUGGAUUGAAACGGAGUCGGAGAGAGAGUCUGGCUGCAUGACACAGUGA